CAGAGGGGACAGCAAAUGGAGGGGAGGAGGCAACUCUACCAGGGCCCCACAUCCAGCAGCCCAAGGACAGAAACUGCAUCCAAUAAGCAGAACUGAGGGACUGGAUUUGUAAGUAGAUCAGAACUGGAGCCCAUUACUUCUACCUGGAAGCCAAUGGGGUCUCAGAGGCUGGCCUCCAUCCAGAACACCUGAAAGCAGCUUCUUCACCUGCAAGACUGAGAAGUUGCUAUCCAGCCCCUCUUCUUCCACAGCAGAGCCCAGCAUGUGGGGCUACCUGUCCCUUCUGCCAGUCAUCCUGGCACUAUGGGCUAUCAUCGGUGUUUGGCUCGUUUUUACAAUUGCUGUGAUCAAUAGCACUGUGGACCUCACCAAAGACUUCCCCUUCAUCAGUUUAUGUGGAUCUUUCCCCCCUCAGAGCUGCAUUUUCAGCCAGGUCCUCAACGUGGGAGCUGCCAUGGUUGUCUGCGUCUGCAUUGUGCGUUAUCACCAACUCCGAGACUGGGGAGUCAGAACGUGGCCUAACCAGCUGAUCCUGUGGUCUGGACUCCUGUGUGCCUUAGGGACUUCCAUAGUAGGCAACUUUCAGGUAAAGAACCAGAAGCACACACACCUGGUGGGGGCCUUCCUCGCCUUCAUUUUGGGCAACCUCUACUUCUGGCUGCAGCUCUUUCUCUCCUGGCGGAUAAGGGGCUUGCCUCAGCCUGGGGCCCCCUGGAUUGGGCCAUUGCGCCUGAGUAUGUGCAGCCUCUGCACCGUGCUCAUUAUGGCCAUGAUUGUCCUCCACUCCUGGCUGCUGCGUUCUGCCUCUGCUGCCUGUGAGUGGGCCGUGGCCAUGCUGCUCUUCAUGCUGUUUGGUCUCUUUGCUGUGGACUUCUCUGUUCUGGAUGGCUGCAACUUGUGUCUUCAGCCACGCCAGAGCCUCAGCCCCCCACCAGCCUCCCCUGUGUCCCUGCAGGUCCAGCUAUAGAGGUGCUCUGACUGGGCCUUGUCCUCACUGGUGAAAGAACAAAGUGGGGGCCGAUUCCUAGUUUUCCACAUGGGCCCUGUCCUCACUGGUGAAAGAACAAAGUGGGGGCCGAUUCCUAGUUUUCCACAAGAUGAACCAUGGGGGCGGGGAGGGGUCUCUCCAACUGGCUGGAAUCAGGGUUACUGACCACUUCUGUCCUGGAGCU
Messenger RNA from Castor canadensis (American beaver), 1172 nucleotides. The record is from RefSeq and is a predicted model, not a curated record. NCBI's taxonomy places the organism in Eukaryota, Metazoa, Chordata, Mammalia, Rodentia, Castoridae.